UCCAGCUGACGAGUCCCAAAUAGGUUUAAACGCAUGUCAAACUUGAUUCCACUACUGGCUACUAUCCAUCUUUACUUAUAGUCCAAUUAGUUUUUUUUAAUAAUUUUUUAAUACUUAAAAUAUAUUUCUACCGUACUAACCUUAAUUGAGAAAUGAUUGGUUAGUUUUAGUUCAGUAUACUCUUUAGUUUAAAUUGUCUUAUUAGCGAAUAGCUAUGUAAGGAUAAAAAUGAUAUUUUUGAUCAUUAUUACUAAUAAAAUACUUAAUAAUCAAAACAUGUUGAAUUAUUUAUACUUAUAGACUAUUAGAUUCUAUUCAAUCCCUAUAUUCUAUUUAAAAUAAUUAAAAUAUAUAAAACCCUUUUUUUUAAAAUAAUUAUCUCAAUACUACUGAUAAUAUAAAUAAAUAGUUUUAAUUAAGAAAAGUUUUAAUGAAUCAUAAUACACCUACAACUUGUUCUAAUUUAAUCAAUCAAUUUGAACAACAAAUUUAUUCUAUCAAUGAUCAACGAAUAAAACCACAACCUGAAUAUUGUUUACCAUCUGAAACAAGAAUAAUCACGGAUGAAACAAAUCAUCAUUUGUCUAGUCAAUUGUCAUCAUCACAAGUUCAAGAAUUUGUUGGACAAAAUUCUAAUCUGUAUUAUUUACAUGAUAAUGAUUCAAUGAGUGUAUCAAGUCAAAAAUUACAUAAACCUAUAAAAAGUUAUAUAUCAAAAGUAAAAUGUGAUAAGAUUAGAAAUAAAAUAGAAUGUCAAUCAAUUAAUUCAGAUAAUAUUAUACAAGCUGUUAUUGGUUUUGCUGUAGAUCUUGGAAAUAUAUGGCGAUUUCCAUUUAUAUGUUAUCGUAAUGGUGGUGGUGCAUUUCUAAUACCUUAUCUAGUUAUGUACAUUUUUGGUGGACUACCUUUAUUUUAUCUUGAAUUGGCAUUAGGACAAUAUCAGCGCAGUGGUUGUUUAACAGUAUGGAAAAGAAUAUGCCCUUUGUUCAGUGGCGUUGGUUUUGGAAUUUGUAUAAUCGCAAGUUAUACAGCAUGGUAUUACAAUACAAUUAUUGCAUGGGCACUAUUCUAUAUGAUUGACGCUAUGAAACCACAUAUACCAUGGGAUGGAUGUAAUAAUUGGUGGAAUACAAAUUCUUGUGUCACCGUUUAUGAAAGAUUGAUCAAUCAUUCUAUACUGAAUGCUUCACAUAAAUAUGAACUAAAUGAACUGGUCAAUUUGUCAAUAGCUAAUCUAAAGAUUAAUGGAAGUGGUGAAGUGUUUUCUUCUACAGAAGAAUAUUUUUAUCGUCGAGUAUUGCAAAUUCAAUAUGCAGAAGGAUAUAAUAAUGUUGGUCCAAUACGUUGGGAAAUUAGUCUCUGCUUAAUGGCUGUAUUUACAAUAGUUUAUUUUUCACUUUGGAAAGGAGUUAAAAGUAGUGGAAAAGCUGUAUGGGUAACUGCUACUUUGCCUUAUGUUAUUUUAUCUAUUCUACUGAUUCGUGGUCUAACAUUAGAAGGUUCAUUAACUGGUAUUAAAUACUAUCUUACGCCAAAUUUUUCAAGUCUGUUAAGUAUUUCUGUUUGGAGUGAUGCUGCAUCUCAAAUAUUCUUUUCACUUGGACCAGGCUUUGGUGUUCUGUUGGCUUUAUCAAGUUAUAAUAAAUUUCAUAAUAACUGUUACAGAGAUGCAAUGAUUACCAGCUUUAUUAACUGUGCAACAAGUUUUGUGUCAGGAUUUGUGGUCUUCUCUGUUUUGGGAUAUAUGUGUUUCCGAAUGGGAAAAACAAUGGAAGACGUAGCAAAUGAAGGACCUGGUUUAGUAUUUAUUGCUUAUCCUGAAGCCAUUGCAACAUUAACUGGUUCAACAUUUUGGGCAAUUAUAUUUAUGUUAAUGUUGAUAACCUUAGGUCUUGAUAGUACAUUUGGUGGUCUUGAAGCAAUUAUAACAGCAAUCAUGGAUAGUGUCCCUGCAUUAUCUGGUAGACGUGAGGUGUUUGUUCUUGCUGUGGUUAUUUAUUGUUUUAUCGGAGCUUUACCAUCUACUACAUGUGGUGGAUAUCUUGUUCUAACUAUGCUUGAUCGUCAUGGUGCCCCAAUCUCAAUUUUAUUCAUUGUAUUUUGUGAAUGUGUAGCACUGUGUUGGUUUUAUGGUACCAAACGAUUUUGUAAUGACAUACAAAUGAUGCUAGGUUUUAAACCUGGUAUAUUUUGGCAAAUCUGCUGGGCCUAUAUAAGUCCAAUUUUCUUGCUGGGUAUUUUUAUUGCAAAUAUAGUUUCUUAUGAAACACAACCUGUUUCUGUUUUGGGCGUUGUCUAUGAACCUACAACCUGGGUUAUUGUACUGUCAUGGGCUAUAGUGUUCUCAUCUCCAAUAUUCAUUCCAAUCUUAAUGAUAUAUAAAUUACUGAAGGCUAAAGGAACUUUUGUUGAAAGAUUACGUUUUCUUAUAACACCUGAAGAUCGACCAGCUUACGGGGAUCAACAAAUUACAUUAAAUGCCGUUGGUGAAUAUGUACCAAAGAAAACAUUCAAAACAAAUAAGUUAUAAAGGAAAUUCCCAAUGAUAUCAUAUACAAUAUUUAUACAAUUAUAAUAUUCACCUCAAUCUUCUAACUAUCAAUUUAGUAUAAUAUAAAUAUACAUUUUCAAGAUUUAUUAUGUUACACAUGUUCAGAAAGGACAUAUAUAUAUAUAUAUAAUGUCUUAAAUAUAUCAACUCUCUUCCUUUCUUUGGUUGGACCAAUAUCAAGUAUACCACUCAUAGUGAAAACGUUUACAAUUACUCAUUUAAUUACAAUAUAUUAUCUUUAUUCUAGAUAUUCAUAUCCGAUACAUUGAAUUUCAGAUAAUAUGAAAUCGUUUAUAACUAAGAGUUUGAAAGGUUAACGAAAACGGAAGCUUUAUUUUAUCAUUAACUACCUUAAAGAUCUGUUGUUGUUUUGUUUUUAUUAUUUCAACAAUUGCAACAUAUUUGACUAUCAUGUUUAAGUUCAUUUAUCUUUUUCAUGUCUUUAAAUUGUAACCCUUACACCUUCCACUUAUCUCUCAAAAAAUAUUAUGGGCAAUAAAUCACCAAACACUAGGAUUAUUCUUGACGAAAGUGAAGACUAACAUGUAUGAACCAGAUUAUGGUUCGAAAUUCACAUUAACAGUUGAUCGUCAUACACGUUACUCUUAUUUAAGUGUUUAUAUAUAUAUUCCUUGAAAAAUAAUCUUUUUUAACUAUGAAUCCCAUAACCUUUUAUUUGUACUCUACUACAUAUUACAAUUUACAUGGUACAUAUUUAUAAAGGUAUGUUGUUAACUAAUUAUUCUGAAUAAACUUACAUCAAAAAAUAAUUAAUGUUCAAAACCUUUUUAUGUUAAACAAUUCAUACUACUUAUUUUUAUUUAAGUAGUUAAAUGAUAAUAGCAUUACUGUUUUUGCCCAUUAUUUAUCUGCUUAUUGGAUUAAACACGGUCAGCUGACAAAAUAUAAAUAACUUUUCUCUAUUUCAACUCUGAUACAGUUAUUAGCAGAUAGAAAUUCCUAUCAUAUUUGGAAUAAAAGCAUCAUGAAGACAUUUUCAUUAAUCUGGUUAACUAGAAUGUGUAAUCCUAGAGUCUAAUUGAUCACACAGUUUUAGUUACAUUAUAAUUAAAUUGUAAAUGUUUAAAAUAAUCAUGUUAUUUACUCCAUAGCAUUGAUAGAUUUAUACCAGGCAAUCGCCUAAUUAUUUCGAAGCGUUCUGCUUAAAAUUUAAGUUAUUCUUAAAAUUCCCAGAUAAGCUUGACGCCAAACUUCCUAAUAAUCGCAUCGUCACCAGUUCCUUUACUUUUGAUUGUUUCAAAGAACUGUUGAUUCCAG
Schistosoma rodhaini is the source of this 3829-nucleotide messenger RNA. The record is from the annotation of a GenBank genome assembly. Lineage: Eukaryota; Metazoa; Platyhelminthes; Trematoda; Strigeidida; Schistosomatidae.